Manis pentadactyla (Chinese pangolin) is the source of this 891-nucleotide messenger RNA. It is a transcript of the gene C1QL4, whose product is annotated as complement C1q like 4. Lineage: Eukaryota; Metazoa; Chordata; Mammalia; Pholidota; Manidae. The coding region runs from base 13 to 729 and encodes 238 amino acids. The transcript is spliced from 2 exons. Gene Ontology annotation, molecular function: protein binding. The record is from RefSeq and is a predicted model, not a curated record.
GUCGGGGUGGCCAUGGUGCUGCUGCUGCUGGUCGCCAUCCCGCUGCUGGUGCACAGCUCCCGCGGGCCGGCGCACUACGAGAUGCUGGGUCGCUGCCGCAUGGUGUGCGACCCGCACGCACCGCGAGGCCCAGACCCCGACGGCGCGCCCGCCUCGGUGCCCCCCUUUCCUUCAGGAGCCAAGGGAGAGGUGGGCCGGCGCGGGAAGGCAGGUCUGCGUGGGCCCCCGGGACCUCCAGGUCCCAGAGGGCCUCCAGGAGAGCCCGGCAGGCCAGGUCCCCCGGGACCUCCCGGCCCAGGCCCCGGUGGGGUGGCGCCCCCUGCCGGCUACAUGCCUCGCAUUGCCUUCUACGCGGGCCUGCGGCGGCCACACGAGGGUUACGAGGUGCUGCGCUUCGACGACGUUGUGACUAAUGUGGGCAACGCUUAUGAGGCGGCCAGCGGCAAGUUCACCUGCCCCAUGCCGGGUGUCUACUUCUUCGCUUACCACGUGCUCAUGCGCGGCGGUGACGGCACCAGCAUGUGGGCCGACCUGAUGAAGAAUGGACAGGUCCGGGCCAGCGCCAUUGCUCAGGACGCGGACCAGAACUACGACUACGCCAGCAACAGCGUCAUCCUGCACCUGGAUGUGGGCGAUGAAGUCUUCAUCAAGCUGGACGGCGGGAAGGUGCAUGGCGGUAACACGAACAAGUACAGCACCUUCUCUGGCUUCAUCAUCUACCCGGACUGAGCAGGGCCGCACCCCCGCGCCCGGCCGCCCUUCGCCUCCGCUCCCCUCCUCCCCACUUCAGCCGGCCUCACUCCCGGCGCGACCCCAUCCUCAGAGAACCUGGCGGCGGGGCGGACCCUCCGGGGGCGCCUUCAGCCGCGUGGACGGGGAGCUCCUGGGGAG